UUUCCACUCAUUUUAAUAUAAAAGCUUGGUGGGCUCUUGGCAAUCGGUACAGUUUGGUUCGGAUCAACGACCAAAACGCGUCUUCCAAUCAACAGUGUGAUCUAGUUCCUCCGGUAGUUCAGGACGAAAACAAGGAUUCGUCGCAAUGUUUAAGUUCACAAUCCUCGCCAGUUGUCUGGCUGCAGUGGCCAUCUGCUCCCAGGACGAUCUGCAGGGAGCCGAAAGCGGCUGGAGUGGCUGGAGCUCUGGCGGAGGUGGUAGCAGCGGCGGCCAUGGUGGUGGCUGGAGCUCCGGAGGCAGCGGUGGCUAUGGAGGUGGCUACGGAGGUGGUUAUGGAGGUGGCCAUGGAGGCAGCGGAAGUGCCAUCAUCAUCUCGAGCGCUUCCAAGGGAUGGCCAUCGUCGUCUUCGGGAGCUGGCUGGAGCCAGGGAGGCGGAUCCGGCUGGAAAAAGGGCAACUCUGGCUGGAGCCAGGGAGGUGGAUCCGGAUGGAGCAAGGGUGGCGGUUCUGGAUGGAGCAAUGGCGGAGGUGUCGGUGGAUGGUCCGGAUCUGGCCUCGGCGGUGGAUAUGCUAAGUCGUACAGCAACUUGAACAGCGGCAGCUACGGACAUGGAGGAGCUGGACGCAGCUAUGGAGGCGGUAGCUCUGGAUGGUCCUCGGGAGCUUCGGCUUGGCCUUCGAGCAGCGCUGGAUGGUCCGGUAGCCAGGGAGGCUGGAGCAAGGGUGGAAGCGCUGGUGGCUGGCCAAGCUCGUCCGGAUGGAGCUCUGGAAACCAGGGAUGGUCUUCGGGUGCUGGUGCCGGUAAGGGCUGGAGCUCGGGAUACGGCAACGGAGGUGGAUGGUCCAGCGGUGGUGGAUACGGAAACGGUGGAUGGUCCACUGGCGGAAGCUCCGGAGGACACGGUGGAUGGAGCAACGGUGGAGGUUCUUCCGGAUGGAAGAGCUGGUAAACCGACCCGGCCGUAGUCGUUCUACCUCAAACAUCGAAAUGUCUAUUUGUGACCUGUGUUCAAAGUGCCAAAUCCGCACUCGAAUUAAAACAAACAUCAUUUUGAGAAAGAAAGCUAA
Uranotaenia lowii is the source of this 1067-nucleotide messenger RNA. RefSeq names its product loricrin-like. The record is from RefSeq and is a predicted model, not a curated record. Lineage: Eukaryota; Metazoa; Arthropoda; Insecta; Diptera; Culicidae. The coding region runs from base 146 to 949 and encodes 267 amino acids. The transcript has 3 exons.